AGUCGUUGGAUGUUAUGUAUAAGGAUGAAUUGAGUAUCUCUCACAAGUCCAAGCUCUGGCCAACCCCGCUUAUCUAAUCAGCCCAGCGCCAUUGCUUGGGUUCUGGAUGAAAGAAUCAGCCUGAACAACCAGCACAGUGAUUGACAGUCCAAAGCUCAGCAAUCAAUCCUUUCAACAUUUAUCGCGUCAUAGCUUCAACCGCAAAAAUGUCGACGGAAAUGGAACUCGAUCCCCCUCCUCUGGACAGGAAAAAUUUUGGCCAUGCCCCAUCCUCACAUGCAACCGGCGAAACCCUCACCCAAGCUGGCGCAGUCGCCGUCCGGAGUAUUGAAGGCUGGAUUGUUCUUGCGACCAACAUUCAUGAGGAAGCUUCUGAAGAGGACGUUACCGAUCUGUUUGCUGAAUACGGAGAAAUUAAGAAUUUCAAUUUAAAUCUGGAUCGGAGGACAGGUUACGUGAAGGGCUACGCUUUGAUCGAGUACACGACAUUACCCGAAGCGAAAGCCGCCAUCGAAGCGCUCAACGGAGCCAAACUACUUGAUCAAUCCAUCCAGGUCGAUUUCGCAUUUGUCAGACCACCGCCAUCACAUAAUAAAGGCAAAUCCGGAAACGUCGGGAAUCGCGCUCGGGGAGGCCGCUCCCGGAGCAGAAGUCGAAGCCGAAGCCCUGAGGGCCAGGCCGGACGAGGUUAAACCUGGCCCAGGUUGUGAUGAUUUUUACUGCGGAAUAUUGUUUCUUCCAGCGAAUCUGUCUUCUCAAUACUCUUUUGCCCCGGCGCUACUCUUUAUGCAAUAUCAAUGUGCAUACAGAACCUUGGGUGCUUGGGGGAAUAUGUGUGGAGAAAAUUUGGUUGGGGCUGCAUACGAUGUAUCCAUGGCGAUGUGAUUCCACUGAAGCAGUGGACGUUUUCAUUUUAAAUCGCCGACUCUGCCUUCCUUGAUUACGCCCGCAUCUCGCUUGCGCGCUCUUAGCGCAUUGUCUGAAUGCGAAGGUGUUAGGGAACAGGAGUGUCGGCACUUGAUAAUCUGAAGGGAUAGGUGCCUUCUUUAAUCAUAAAUUGGACCGAAUGAUAUAUAAAAUUUCAAAUAUUUUUCCAACGGUUUCUCUCUACUUGUGUCAUACAGCCGCUGCUAUUUUCCCAGGCCUUCUUUGAACGACUAACGCCCAACCCCCGUAUAUGCAGCUACAAAUGUGCGCAUAACAUACCAAACUACUUAAAUCAUACUAGAAGUAAUAUAGCCUACGAUUGUUCCGUUCUCCAAAGGUGUUCUGCUAAAUUUUGAUUUAAAAUGCAUAAAUAACCUACGUCAUGACGUCCACGAGAUUUUCCAGCUCGACACAGUUGGUUUCGUGAACGGUUGUUUUCUAGUCAAAACGUAUUGCCAAUUGAUUCUCAGCUGCUACUAAACAAUCAUGAGCCGCAUCAGACGUCACAGGAACUGAGUAAGAUUGUCCGGCUGGUUGCUAUGCUGAAACACUCAACCUUAUGAGCCAAAUAGCUCGUGCCACACAUACAUCAGGCGAAUAGGAAUAACUGAGUAUAUUGGAGGGAUUUCAGAAUAACAUUCACGCAUAACUAUGUACACAGUUCUCCGAAACUUCAGAAUGACAUUGCGAAAUUUAUCCUCUAGCUCCCGAAAUUGAGAUAUUUUUCAUGCCCCCCUAUCUCAUGAAUCCCAUGAACCUGUCAAGGCCAAACUCUACGGCCGCUGUAUGGCUGCCAUCUUGCAUAUAGUCUUAAAAAUAGCAACAUACAGUAGUACUUUUA
Messenger RNA from Blastomyces dermatitidis ER-3, 1768 nucleotides. Its product is annotated as 26S proteasome regulatory subunit N7. Gene Ontology annotation, biological process: RNA splicing. The transcript is spliced from 3 exons. Lineage: Eukaryota; Fungi; Ascomycota; Eurotiomycetes; Onygenales; Ajellomycetaceae. Gene Ontology annotation, cellular component: nucleus; exon-exon junction complex; cytoplasm. Gene Ontology annotation, molecular function: mRNA binding. The record is from RefSeq and is a predicted model, not a curated record. The coding region runs from base 207 to 692 and encodes 161 amino acids.